Molecule: messenger RNA, 3144 nt
Organism: Dendroctonus ponderosae (mountain pine beetle)
Lineage: Eukaryota; Metazoa; Arthropoda; Insecta; Coleoptera; Curculionidae
Product: DDB1- and CUL4-associated factor 5
Exons: 14
Coding region: 99-2654 (851 amino acids)
Biological process (GO): negative regulation of fatty acid biosynthetic process
Cellular component (GO): Cul4-RING E3 ubiquitin ligase complex; cytoplasm
Molecular function (GO): protein binding
Source: RefSeq, a predicted model, not a curated record
GAUUUUGACAAUCAGGAUUCGCACUAUCUGACGUACAUCUUGGCCUUUUUGUCAACAACAUUGAAUUUUGUGCUGAAGUAAUUUCUGAAUAAAAAUCAAUGGCAGGGUCAUCGGUAAUAAAUCCCCUGAAAUAUAUAGUGAACAGACAAUACAGUGAUCGUUUAGUGAUAAAAAAUCGAAUAUUCAAAGAACGGUUAGCCAAUGCUAAAAAUUUUUACAGAAAGGACUUGGUUGCCCACUAUGGGUGUGUGAAUGCCAUUGAAUUUUCCGACGAAGGUGAACUAUUGGUUUCAGGAGGCGAUGAUAGGCGAGUUUUGUUAUGGAACAUUUCCCAUGCUAUUUUCGAUAUACGGGGCUGUUCAAGGAGUUCUUCAAGUGCAUUCAAACCGGAGCCACAAGAUGAUGAAAGUGGGCACAUGAAUCCUAUGUCUAUGAAGAAAACACACAACAGCAACAUAUUCUGUGUCGCAUUUGAUUCAAAGAAUGAAAGGAUAUUUUCAGGAGGCAAUGACGAUCAAGUGAUUAUUCACGAAGUUGCCUCUGGAAAUGCACUAACAUCCAUAUCUCACAGAAAACCAGUUUAUGGUUUAACUGUAAAUCCUCAAAAUGAUGAAAUUAUAGCCACUGCUGGUGAGGAUGGGAGACUUUUGUUAUACGAUAUUCGGGAAGCUCCAAGCCAAGAAGCGCAAGUGCUUGCCAAGCAAAAGACUGGUUUCCAUUCUGUGAUGUUCAACCCUAUUAAUCCUAGAUUUUUGGUGUCUGCCAACUCGGAAGAAGGCAUAGCUUUAUGGGAUUGUAGAAAACCUAAAGAAGAAUUAGUUCAUUAUGACUCAUCUAUAGGCAAGACCUCAGGAAUUAGUGCUUGUUUUGACUCUUUAGGGAAAAGAGUGUUAGCAUUGAGGAGACGCUUACCACCUGUGUUAUAUAAUACUCAAAGCGACCAGGCAAUAUGUCAGUUCUAUCAUCCUCAGUAUUACAACAGUUGCACAAUGAAAACAUGUUCUUUUGCUGGAGAAAGCGACGAAUAUGUUUUAAGUGGCUCCGAUGAUUUCAAUUUAUACAUGUGGAGAAUACCAGAAGAUGAGGACGAAUGGGGUACAUCACACGUUGUGCUGAAAGGGCAUAGAUCUAUCGUAAACCAGGUCCGCUACAAUAAACACAAUAAUCUAAUUGCCUCUUCUGGGGUUGAAAAAAUGAUAAAGUUGUGGAGUUCUUUACAUAUAGGUACAUGGGGAGGGUCCCUGUUGAAGGAGUAUUCAGAGCCAGCGAGAAUUGUUUACACUCAUCAAGACUAUGUAGAUUUGGUAGGCACUAGCGGUGAAAGGAUAUCGCAUGACUACAGUGAUCAAUCAACUUUGGAAGAUUCAAAAAUGAUGUCGUUUUUCGAUUCAUUGAUUCAACGAGAAAUUGAAGGUUGGGCUAGUUCAGAAGAAUUUCAAACGACAGACAGUGGCGACUCGGACUUGGAGCACGACUACUCCAAGUUAUUGCAAAGAAUCUUCAGGAGCCGGAACAAAACGGUAGAGGAACCUAGAAAAUACAAGUACAAUAAAAUAGCGCAACUAAUUUCGAAAAAGCGACAUCGACUGGCCAGAAUGGCAUAUAAUAAAGCGCCUGGUUCAAUUAGAAAGAUGCAACAGCGUGAGAGGAGGAAAAGGAAGGAACGAAAUGCGCUCAAAUUGAAAGCCCAAGCCAAACUUAAUGAAUCAUCGAAGAAAUCGCCAAGGAAACAGUUAAACGCUUUGGAGUGUGUAAAUAAUAAAUCUCCUAAUGAAAAUAGUCCAAGGUCUCUCCGAUAUUGCACUCGAUCAUGCUUGAAGGAAGCAUGCGAGAAUGCGGGCCUGACUAUGCUUUUGGACACGCCAAGUACCAGUACCGGAAUCACUAACUCAAGUUCGUUAGUAUAUCGGGUUUUAGAUCAAGAUUCAGAUGACGAAGCUUUGAAUGUAGCUGUAAAUAGUCCAGAAAACGGUUAUAGUGAUCAAUCUUCAAAUAAUGAUCAAUCGUCAAACAAUGAUGGCGAAAACUUGGUUAAUAUAAUUCCAACACCGUUGAAUGGUACUCAAGAGCACAUAUUAAACGGCUUGGAAAUGUCGCAGAAUAAUGCUGAAGCAACUAGUACUAAUGGGCAGUUAUCUAACGGAAAUAGCCCCAGCAAUGGAAUUAUUGUAACAAUUCGGAAUAGUGAAGAUUACAAUAAUGGAGCUUCGACUAGUAGAGGUUCUAUAGAAUCUCAGCCAAGGAAACGAAAACAUGUUAAGAGCUAUUAUGUGGCUUCAAAAAGUACCUAUUUUACUGAUUCAGACGAGGAAAGUGCGACAAGUCGAGUUAACCAAAUUGAAGAUGGUUAUCAUACAUCUUCCUCUGAUUCCGAUUAUGAGGAAGAUUGCAGUACGCCGCCAACGAAACGACGAAGCUUCAAUAAUUCAGACAGUGGAUGCGGCACCGGUCCAAGCAGUAGCAAGUAUAAUAGAUUUAUGAACAAGUACGUGUCUUUCAACGGCAAAAAGACUCCAGAAACGGCGCCUGGAAGUUCCCGAAACGGGCACACUAGCGACGAUGAAAAUAGAAAUGCACGAUUCAGAAAAAGAGUCCGUAAAGCACGAGUGAACCUUAGAAAUCGCGCUUGUCUUAACGACUCGGAUUCUAACUAAGUGUUUAUGAGGUGGAAAAACUGUUUAAAAAAAUUGACUGAAAACACCGUAGAAACAACUGAAUUUGCAUACCUUUGUAUUGUGGAAGCCCUCUACAUCCGAUACUUUAUUCACGGCAUAUGGGACAUUUUCAGAGAGUAGUGUUUUUUCAGUGAUUUUUUUUGAUUUAUUUGGAAGGGCUAUAAUUUAAAAAAUCUAUUCCAAUUUACUGAACUAAACAUGUGAUUAAAAUUACCUUAAAUUUUAAUUAGUAACGUCUCAAUAUUAAAAAUGAUUAUUUGAUGUAUACAUUAUUCAAAAUAUAUGGCGCAUAAGCCAAAACAUUGAGGCUCUGAAAACUCUGGAAUCGAGCAUUGAGCAAUUUUGAAUCAUUAUUUAUUUGAGCCUGCUUUUAGUUGGGACCUGCAUAUUUGCCUAAACGAUUUAUUUUAGCAAUUUAUUCUAUAAUUAUUAAAACUUAUUUGAAAAUUAAAAGUAAAAUUUGUUAUUC